Molecule: messenger RNA, 609 nt
Organism: Ceratosolen solmsi marchali
Lineage: Eukaryota; Metazoa; Arthropoda; Insecta; Hymenoptera; Agaonidae
Product: caltractin
Exons: 3
Coding region: 1-579 (192 amino acids)
Cellular component (GO): myosin II complex
Molecular function (GO): calcium ion binding
Source: RefSeq, a predicted model, not a curated record
AUGAGAGUGUUAAAGAAUGUUAAAGAAAGAGAUGAAUUGGAUUAUCUGAAAUACGGUGAAGAUAAGAGUUAUUCAACAAAGAAAUUAACAGGCUCAGUAUCUAUAAAAAAGAAACCUUUUACAAAAUUUGAACUCAGCGAUGAACAAAAAGCAGACAUUAAAGAAGCAUUUGAUCUUUUUGAUCCGGAUGGAACUGGCAAGAUUGCCUCGAGAGAAUUGAAAGUUGCAAUUAGAGCACUUGGUAUUGAGCCAACGAGAGAAGAAAUAAGAAAAUUAACAGCCAAUGUUGAUCCCGAUGGUCUUGGAAAAAUAUCAUUCGAAGAAUUUCUAGAUCUUAUGUCGAGUAAAAUGGCAGAAAAAGAUUCUAAAGAUGAAGUUUUAAAGGCCUUUCGUUUAUUCGAUGACGAUCAUACUGGAAAAAUUUCAUUUAAAAAUUUGAAACGCGUGGCUAAAGAGUUGGGAGAAAAUUUAACCGAUGAAGAAUUACAAGAGAUGAUCGACGAAGCAGAUAAAGAUGGUGACGGUGAGGUUUCUCAGGAAGAAUUUCUUAGAAUAAUGAAAAAAACUUGUUUAUACUAGUAUAAAAUGUAUAUAGUCGAAAAAUAUUGU